Messenger RNA from Chelmon rostratus (copperband butterflyfish), 7226 nucleotides. RefSeq names its product estrogen receptor 2b (gene esr2b). Gene Ontology annotation, molecular function: nuclear estrogen receptor activity; nuclear receptor activity; steroid binding. Gene Ontology annotation, biological process: estrogen receptor signaling pathway; cellular response to estradiol stimulus; regulation of DNA-templated transcription. The transcript has 10 exons. The record is from RefSeq and is a predicted model, not a curated record. NCBI's taxonomy places the organism in Eukaryota, Metazoa, Chordata, Actinopteri, Chaetodontiformes, Chaetodontidae. Bases 332 to 2326 code for a protein of 664 amino acids. Gene Ontology annotation, cellular component: nucleus.
CGGAGCACCGUGGAGCGGAUGAAGGGAAUGAGCGUAAUUACGCGCCAGGACUGAAGAAGUUGUGGAGGAAUACCGCGCCGGGUAGAUGUGAUGUCCGUCUGUACUUUCACUUUUACGCGUCCUGGUUUUUCCUUCCCCCCCUCAGUUAGCAGCGGCGGCACCGGCGGCGCGGACAGCCCAGCGGACCCCCGCAGCAGCGGCUGGUCUUCUCCUGUGAGCUCCGGCGGAACACGCUGACAGGACUUGUCUGCACCAGAACAUGCAGUAGAGGAACCAGCUGCGGCAUCAGAUUCAUCAUCGCUGUCAUCAUAUACACUACAUUCCACGUGACAUGGCCUCCUCCCCCGGGCUGGACGCUCACCCGUUACCACUGCUUCAGCUCCAGGAGGUGGACUCCAGCAAAGCGCCGGACAGGCCGAGCUCGCCGGGACUCCUGCCUGCCGUGUACAGCCCCCCUCUGGCCAUCGAGAGCCACGCGGUCUGCAUCCCCGCCCCGUACACGGACAGUAGCCACGAGUACAACCACAGCCACGGGCCGCUGACCUUUUACGGCCCGUCCGUGCUGAGCUACGCCAGGCCGCCCAUCACCGACAGCCCGUCGUCUCUGUGCCCCUCCCUCAGCUCGUCGGCCUUCUGGCCCCCGCACGGCCACCCCUCCAUGCCCUCACUGACUCUGCACUGCCCUCAGUCUCUUGUCUACAAUGAGUCCAGCCCACAUGCACCCUGGCUGGAGUCCAAAGCCCACAGCAUCAACGCCAGCAGCUCCAUCAUCAGCUGCAACAAGUCGCUGGGGAAGAGGUCGGAGGAAGGAGCCGAAGGCGUGAACUCCUCGUGUUCCUCGUCGGUCGGGAAAGCCGACAUGCACUUCUGCGCCGUGUGUCACGACUACGCCUCGGGUUACCACUACGGCGUGUGGUCCUGCGAGGGCUGCAAGGCUUUUUUCAAGAGGAGCAUCCAAGGACACAAUGACUACAUCUGCCCCGCCACGAAUCAAUGCACUAUCGACAAGAACCGGCGCAAAAGCUGCCAGGCCUGCCGCUUACGGAAAUGCUACGAAGUGGGCAUGAUGAAGUGCGGUGUAAGGCGUGAGCGCUGCAGCCAUCGAGGAGCCCGGCACCGCCGUGGUGGACUCCAGCCUCGGGAUCCCACCGGCAGAGGUUUGAUCAGGGUGGGGCUGGGCUCUCAGGCCCAGCGGCAUCUCCAUCUGGAGGCUCCUCUCGCCCCCCACCCUCACGGGAUCCACGUGCACUACUCGGCCAUGAGCCCAGAGGAGUUCAUCUCCCGCAUCAUGGAAGCGGAGCCUCCAGACAUCUACCUCAUGGAGGACAUGAAGAAGCCCUUCACCGAGGCCAGCAUGAUGAUGUCCCUCACCAACCUGGCAGACAAGGAACUGGUCCUCAUGAUCAGCUGGGCUAAAAAGAUCCCAGGCUUUGUCGAGCUGAGUCUAGCCGACCAGAUCCACCUGCUGAAGUGCUGCUGGCUGGAGAUCCUGAUGCUGGGCCUGAUGUGGAGGUCGGUGGAUCAUCCCGGAAAACUCAUCUUCUCUCCGGACUUCAAACUCAACAGGGAGGAGGGACAGUGCGUGGAGGGCAUCAUGGAGAUUUUCGACAUGCUGCUGGCUGCCACCUCUCGGUUUCGUGAGCUGAAGCUUCAGAGGGAGGAGUACGUCUGUCUGAAGGCCAUGAUCCUCCUCAACUCCAAUCUGUGUACGAGCUCCCCUCAGACAGCCGAGGAGCUGGAGAGCAGGAACAAGCUGCUGCGCCUGCUGGACUCCGUGAUCGACGCUCUGGUCUGGGCCAUUUCCAAGCUGGGCCUGUCGACCCAGCAGCAGACUCUGCGCCUCGGACACCUCACCAUGCUGCUGUCCCACAUCCGCCACGUCAGUAACAAAGGCAUGGACCACCUGUCCACCAUGAAGAGGAAGAAUGUUGUGCUGGUCUACGACCUCCUCCUGGAGAUGCUGGACGCCAACACGUCCGGCGGCAGCAGUCAGCCGUCGUCCUCGCCGAGCUCCGACACUUACUCCGACCAGCACCAGUACCCGCAACCUGCGCCGCACCUGCAGCCGGGCUCGGACCAGACCGCCGCCGACCACGCCGCCGUGCCUCCACGUGGGCCCACCGAGGCCCCGGACCUGCAGGCUCCGCCCCUCCAGUCCUCACCUCCAUUUCAGAGUCUAGUGGCGUCUCACGUGGACAGCAAUGAUUACAUCCACCCGGAGCAGUGGUCCCUGGAGGCGGGAGAAGCAGCUCCAUCGGCGGAACCAACAGACUACAUGAGCCCUGAUCGGGUCGUCAUGGAAACGGCCUUAGUGACAGGACUGUAAGAGCCAAACUGAGACUGAACCCUAAAGGCUCUUCAUCCCCCAAAGAUCGAGAGGAGGAAGCAAAAAAAAAAAAAAGGAUGACUUAAAAAAAACAAAAACAAAGUGCUGUUGUGAGGUAAAGUUUUUCUCGUUUAGAUGUUUUUAGUCUUUGGAAAAAAAAACCCUGUUUUUGAUUGAAUGUAUAUUUUGUGUGCGUAAACGUUUCCUGUGAAUGUGCACUACAUCACCUCUGCCAGUAAGCUCUUUUUUUGAUAUGCAGUAUUUCUAUGUGUUUUUUCACGUCGGUGUAACAUCCAGAACAAGCCGUCGGCAGCAUCGUGCAUGUGCUUGAUAUUUCCAGUUGGUAGUCGUAUAUCUUAAAACGGGGCAGCGUUUUCUAUCCCACUGUGGUGUUUUUCUCCGUCACUACUAUUGUGUACUUUGGUGUUUGAAUCGGAGCCCGUUCGUCCAGGAUUUUUCUACUCUUUGUACUAACUGCGAGUGUCGGCGGAGUCGAGAAGCGGCGGUUUGUGGCCUUUCAUCAAAAUGACUGUUAGCCGGAUUUCUUCUCUGUUCAUGUGGUUAAACUAAGGCUGGAUUUACACUAUGUGGCACAGAUUUGAUCUAAAAUCAACACUUGGCACCAGCAGAACUGAACAGUUUAAGUCAAAUUUAACUCAAUGCAAUUAAUUAAGUUGCUCUAAAUUCACCACCGAAGCUCUUAACAUGUAGAUAUCAUGUAAAUAUAUUAGUUUACUUGCAGUGUGUAUGUUAUAAUCCUAAUGUACUAAUUGUAUUCAUUGUGACCUGCUAACUGCACUCUGUAAGCCAUACGUUAACAAUGUGACAAGCUAACAUGCCAAACCUUAUGUUAGCAUAUGUUAGCAUGUCAUAAUGAAUUCAAUUAUGUGGCACCAGUAAACAGAAAAAACCUGUCAAAUUUAACCUAACGCUUAUUUACUGCAUGUUGACGUAAAUUCAUCACAACUUUAAAAAAAUAAAUAAGUUCAGUCAGCCUCAGCGGUAUUUACGCUAGCUAAUUAUCAUGCUAAACAUCACAGGUAAAGGUACUUGUACAUGUAAAGUAUGUUAAAAUGCUGACUUGACCACAUUAGCAAUGUAGAAAUCUAUGUACUGUUAGCAUGUUUCUCUGAAUGAAAUUACCAGGAAAACAGUAAAUAUGUAAACAUUUGAGCAUUAAAGUUCACUUUUGACUUCAGAAUGAGUGAGAGCUCAGAAAAAGUGAGUAAGUGGACUUUGAGUUGUUGCACAUUAAUCUAAGGCUAAUGACUGAGUUACUUAUGAAAGCUAACUGAAUGUUAGCAUGCUAACCAUGUAUUUCAAGAUGGUAACAUGUUAAACAUUACAUGAUUAAGAUUAGUAUGUGAACAUGCUUAUCGUGUGCAUGUCGUCAUAUGUACAGUAAAUUAGCACUUAAGCUAACAUUCAAACAUACUUGGGACCUUUAGAGAAAAAAUGUACAAUGUACAUUCAUAUGUACAAUAAAUGUACGUUAAAUAUGAACAUGGUGACAUGCUAAUUGUAUUUGUGAUGACAUACAUUAGCAUGUUAGCAAUGUCUAGCUACACUGAAUUAAAUAACUUGGUACUGGCUAAGGAGAAAAAAAAACAUAGUCCUAUUUAAGUUGCCACGGAUUUACAUUUGAUAGAUUUAUAUACUUAUGCUGAUGACAUACCUGUAAUGAUUGAAUUCUAGCUAGCUUUAGCAGUACUUCAAGAGUGACGCUAACAUGCUAAAUGUUACCAUUCUUAUGCAUGUUCAUGCUAACAUCAGUGUAAUGCAAAACAAGCUAACUUGCCUAAUUUAUAUGCAAUCUUUGCUUUUUCAAACUGUUUAAAUGAAAAAAACAGAGCAGAUCAAUGUAGUGAUUUGUUAGAGGUAAAUCUUUUUAACAUAAUUUUUUUUUAAAAAACAGCAGAGGAUUUCUGUACAAAUAGUUUUAUUAAAAUACUGACUCAGCACACUGACUUCUUUGUACAUACUGUACAAUAUUCAGUAUUUUGUAUAUCAGACCGGAAAAUGCUCUUAAAUUACAAUUUUUUUUUACAAUACAAACCCCCUUUGAGCUUAUUCACAAAGUGGAUUUUAACUGACGUCUUACCUGCAGCAGAUGUUCACUUAAUCAAACAAUCUUGGUGCAGGUAGUGAACAAACUUAUUUUUUACAUAUUUAUUUAAUGCAAAGUAAUUGGAGAUUUAUGCAAAAGCCUAAACAAAGGGAGAAAUGUGUAUUUGCACUGUUAGAUUUGCCAAAUUCAACCAAACUGAACAUGAUGGAAUCAUCAGUGUUCUUUGCUGGAAUUUAUGCACUUUGUCAAAUGGAUAACACAUGAAGUGAAAAGUCCAAAACUCGUUUGUUUAUUGUUCUUGGCCUCUCAGGCGUGAGAAAGUGUUGGCUCCUUAAAUGUUUAAAGCCCGUUUUUGACGUGUUUGCUGUGAUGUUUUUGAUUAUGUCCUCGUUAAUCAAACCACCGUUCUCUCGGAAAAGAACAGUCGGUCAUUCGGCGUCGUCCAAGUUCAGAUCGCAACAAACCCAAACCGUCAGCGGUUCAGCGUUUUGGAUGAACCGCCUCAGACGCGUCAUUAACAUCCAGUCAUGAGCUGUGCCACGUUUCCGCUAGUGUAAAUUCAACCUCGGUGCCAGAGUUUCCUGCCACUGCUAGUAGACAGAUACACGUCCACUGUCCUUUCUUUCCUGAUGUCUGUGACUUGUACAUGCAUGCACACACACACACAAGCGUUCAUCCAAAUCUGAUGCUGAAAAUAUUUCUCGGUGGUUUGUGCACAACGCAUCUUUCGUAUCUCAGAUCUUGUUGAAGUUUUGGCCUUUCUCGGCCGCCCAGCGAUACAGAAAACAUGCAGUCACAAAUCAUGGCAAACACGGUUUAUUGUCAAUCUAUACAACCCAUAAAUAACAGUUCACAAAAUAAAACUUUACACACUUUGUUGUUCGUUUCUGUUCUGCUGCCCCUCUGACUGCGAGGUGGAUAUUAUGUACAAACACUGAGUUUCAAAUCAUUUAACGUGUAAAUUACAUUUAACGAUCUUUGAUUGUGCAUGUGCACAGCUACAUUCAACGCCCAAAGGAUUGCUUACAUUCGUGUUCUGCUCCAAGUCUGGCUUGUUCGAUUUUGACACCAGCAACAACUGAAGAGUGUUUCAGAGCAGCGUUCAGGUGAAUCCACCGCGUUUCAUUACAGUAUAAACAACAAGCUGUAUUUCUUUAUAAUCCACCUGUUGUAACCUGCUUGAUGCUUCGCUCCGUGGGGCCAACUUGGACAAUGUUGGGUGAGUUAUGAAAGACAAAGUACAGUUUAGAUUUUUAGAUAUGAAGAACACACAGCUGCAUCCUCGUGUUAAAUGGCAGUGUGAUAUGUUUGCUGAUGUUAAUCUUUUGACUUCCUGCCUAAUAUUGCAGCAUCAUUAACCAAAUCUUAAAAAAAAAAACUCCCUUUAAAACUUAAUUAAGCCAUAUUUUUGAGAUUGCAUUGAAUCAAAUGCCUCAAAUCGAACGUGUAAUGGUUGCUCAUAGUUCCAAACACACUGAGAAUCAACUCUCAACUCUGUAAACUGCUUUGGUUUUACAGCUGCAUGUAGGCCGGAGGGUUGACUCUCAAGCCGUAGCGCUUCCACCGAGCAAAAUCUACAGUCUCAACAAUGUGUUUGUCGUUUCAUUUAGACUCUUUCUGCCCCCUAGUGGUCAAGAAUCUCCUCGUGCAGCUUUAAUUUGAGGAUCUGUGCCUUUUUACGAAACGUUUCGGUUCAGCGAUCUGCUGAAAUAUCCAAACACGACCGCCAAAACAAUGUCAGUCGAGUUUCCGUUAUCGUAGGAAAAUAUCUUCAUCACAUCGGCUCAAAAUUCAGUGUAACAAGCCAGAAUGACUUUGAAAGCCACAGAUAUACAACGUAAAAGCAUUUCAAACUAUUGCCCCGUGUUAAAUUACUCUGAUAGGUCUCAGCGUCACACUCGCGCACAGAAACAAUAAUUUACCUAUUUCUUUCUCAGUAGUUUGCCUUUAUAUACAAAAUUCAUCAUUAACACCAUUUAAAGUACAUUAUCUGAUAAAGUUGUGGAAAUUCUCUUGGCUACAGAAAGGCAAGUCAGCAAAAACAUUUCGCCUCUUCUCUGUACAAAAUGUGCCAUCAACAAUUGGCUGCCUUCUAUGAAAAACAGUAAAAAUAGCUGCAGUGGUAGAAAACGGCGCGUCUACGUCUCGAUUUCUGGAUGCUUUGGUUAUAACGUUCCGUUUCCUUCGGAUUCGAGCGCAGGGCUGAGAGCGAAAGUACAAAAAUGAAAAUAUACUGUAGAUACCAAAAUAAAUCUUGAUGUGUGUUGGAGAUGUUCUGUGGGGACGUUCGAUGGAAAAUCUACGUAUAAAAAAAUGACAAAACCUUCAAACAAACCGGUCGUAUGGCUUCUUUUUUCUAGAACUGUGGAGCUCCACAAACAAUAAAUACAUUUUUAAAUACACCAAUAAAAUUUAGUCAAAACACACGUGAGGCCUUCAGACAUGGCGGGCGGUGCUGCUGCCUGGUGAAGAACGGGUCUUUGAGUUGGUAUUUUAACACUGAUGACGGGUCCGUUGAGGAUCUCUCUGAGACGAACUUCACCGCCCGGCGUCGUGGCAGUUUUCAUGUGGGCGGGGGGCCGUUGGUGUAACGCAGCAUCGGGUAGAAGGAGCGGGCGAAGUUGUUGGACAGUGUGCAGCUGUAGUCCUCUUCAGACAGGGGCACCAGGCAGGCCAGAACCAGCAGCAUGAAGAAGAGCAGGUGAAGGGGGAAGGCGGCUCGUAGAACCCGGUAGAAGAGGGGUCUCUGUGGGGAAGAGUCCCUCCUCCUGGCGGCUGGUUGUCCGGCUGUCGCUGCCUGUAGACCGGCCUCCUCCUGCAGCAACAAACAGG